AUGCAGAACUAACUAAGAUCUUUAAGAAGAUGCAAGUCAAUGAAAAACGUUAAUCAUGAAUCUAUGAUUGAUUCAAUCAAUAGUCCUAGAGAUUAAGAUAUGUCUUUAUUCAAUUUCAUUGAAAUAAAAAGGUUUUGCGAUUUAUUGUAAAUAUAAAGAUAAAAGGAUAAAGCAUUGAAAUAAUAAUAAAAACGUGAACAUCUUAGAAAUCUGUUAGCAAAGAAAUUUAGAUUGAUUUACAAUGUGAUAAGGUUAUUGCAUCAUCAUGAUAGAGUAAUACUUGAAAGGCAUGACGAAGGACUCAAAAAGAAAUCUGUUUUUCUUAUUUUCCCAGUAAACUCUCAAUUUAACUAGGGUGAUACAUCCAGAAGAUUUUGGGAUAUUAUUUUAUUGAUCACUUAUAUCUAAACUGCUAUUUAUUUACCUUUAAGAAUAGCAUUCUUAGAUAAAGAAUCAAAUGGAGUUUAUGAACUAGAUCUUCUAAACGAUAUUAUCUAUUGUAUUGAGUAUCUAUCAAUUUAUAUAGUUGCAGAUAUAAUUUGUAUCUUGAGGUCUUGCUACUAUAAUAGAUAAAACGUUUUAGUUCAAAAUUAAUGGUUUAUAUUUUUAAAUUACUUGAAGGGCUGGUUGAUUCCAGACAUCAUUACUCUUAUUCCAUUUGAUUCAAUUUAUCAGUAAUUAGAUGUAAAAAAUUUUUAGUUUUUAAAUUUAAUAUCAUAAAUUUCCAAGAUUUAUAAGAGUAUUUCGCAUUAAUCGAAUUUUCAAAGUCUCAACAUUUCAUUAAAACCAAUAGUAAUUAUUUUAUGUUAAUAGUUUUUGUCAUUAGUAAUUGGGAAAAUUUUUUUAAUAUAUUCAACUCUUACUAAUUAAAUAUUUUAAAAAUAAUAGUAAAAUUUAUAUAUGGAUUACAUCUAUUCUCUUGUCUUUGGUAUCUAGCUUCAAAUAUAAAUAAUGAAAAAUAUUUAGAAGAUUAAGAUUAUUAAGGCCUUAUAAACUAAAAUUCAGAAUACAUCCAAUCUUUAUUUUGGGCUUUAUAAACCUUUUCUACUAUAGGUUAUGGAAAUGAUGCAGCUAAAAAUUAUGCAUAAUAUAUAGUUGCUAUAUUAUGGAUGUUUUUGGGUGCCUCAUUUUAUUGUGUUAUAUUGUUAAAUCUAUCAGAAUGGUUAAAGAAAUUGAAUUCUGAAUCUGUUUAUGUGGAAAUGCAAAAUACUUUGAAAUUGUUUUUCAAAAAGAUUGAAGUCAUUAAAGAAGUUCAAACAAAAGUUUAAUUAUAUUUAUCAUUAAACAUAAAAUAAAACUAAGCUUGGUCAUUAAGUUUGUAAGAAUGGUUCUAAAAUUUACCAAUAAUUAGAUAAAAAGAAAUAACUCUUUAUGUCUCUUAUAUUGAAAUGAUGUAAAUUCAUUUUUUUCGACUCAAUCUCAAUUUUUCUGUAUCUAUUUUACCAAAGAUGAUGCUUAUGAAAACUUAAUAAAAUUGUAAAAUUUGGAUUAAAGAUGAAGUAGUUAAUGAAAUAUAUUUUCUAAUUAGAGGUAAAUUAUAAUAUAGAACUCAAUUUGGAAAAAUACUUUUAUAAUUAGAUGAAGGAUCAAUAUUUGGUGAAUAGGAAUAUUUUAAAAAACUUCAAUUUUCAAAAUAACAUUCCAGAAAAAAUUAUGCUGUUGCUGUUGAAUUGUGUGAAUAUAUUAUUUUAAAUGGAGAAUAUUUUUUUUAAUAAAUGAGUGCUUUCCCAGCUUUACGUUAAUAUUUAGCUAUUGUUGCUUAUAAUAGAGAACAAAGAAUGAAAGCUCAAAUAAUUUAUAAUAGAUUUGAAAGAGAAAGAGAAAUUAUGAAUACUUUAAAACUUGAAAAAAUUAAAGAAACAUGUAAUAUAGAUGUAACAAGAUACAAAGGUAUGAUUAAACCACUAAAAUCUAUUAUUUAUGAUACAUAACAUUCAAGAACACAAUAAGUGUUAGAACAAUUAAUUCAUAAUAGAAAAAACAAAAUCGAUAAACUUAUUUAACAAUUUAAAAAAGUUGUUUAAAUGAUAAUUUUUGCCAAUAAAUUAAUUGAAAAAUAAUCAUUCAAUAUUAGUAAAGUUCAUCCUUAAAUGAUUUUUCAAUCUUAACAAACCUCAACAACUUUAAAAACAUUAUCUAAUGAAUCAAGGAUAAUAGUUUCUAAACCUUCAUAAUUGCUUCAAAAAAAUUACUAAAAUCAAAGUUAUAAAAAAAUUGAAAAAAGUAUUAUAAUUAAAAUGAAAUAACUUAGUAAUGCAAGUUACAGAAAACGCAAAUAAUAAAUUAGUAAUAAGAUUUGGAUUCAUAAUUAAAAUAAAAAAUAUGUCUUAUAACAAAUGUUUAGAGUUAAAUAUUCAAGAAAUUAAAUAGAAAACAUGUACAGUUUUCAAGAUUAUGUUAUAGAAGUUGAUGAUUUUUCACAUUAUGAGAGAUAGUUGAAACUUUUCAGAAAUAAUUUUUAAGAUAUUAAGAACAUGAAAAAAUAAAUUAAAUAAUAUAAAGAGUUAUUGAAAAUGUAAAUAAUGGAGUUAGAAAAUGAACUACUUAAUGUAUGUACUUAAAUUGAAAAACUAAAAUUAAAAGUGUGA
Molecule: messenger RNA, 2588 nt
Organism: Paramecium sonneborni
Lineage: Eukaryota; Ciliophora; Oligohymenophorea; Peniculida; Parameciidae
Source: the annotation of a GenBank genome assembly